GGAGGAGGAGGAGGAGGCGAAGGCCGGGUGCGGGGGGGAUUUAAGGGCCCGCUGUCCCCCCGGCCCGGCCUCCGCCCGCCCUGGAGGAACGUGGGUGUCGGGACCCAAGUUUGUGCGGCUCUCUCCCAUCCAGCCCCAGCUCAGCACCACAGGAUGAAGGCUUUCCUCCUCCUCCUUCUCACCCAGCUCUGCUCACCAUCGCUGGUCCCUGAGAGGGAGAAGAACCCCGAGUACUGGCGGAGGCAGGCGCAGGAGACGCUGCGGACGGCCCUGAGGCUGCAGCGCCUCAACCAGAACGUGGCCAAGAACCUCAUCCUCUUCCUGGGUGAUGGCAUGGGUGUCUCCACCGUCACGGCCGCCCGCAUCCUCAAAGGGCAGCUGCAGAAAGGGAAGGGCGAGGAGAGUCUGUUGGAGAUGGAGAAGUUCCCCUACGUCGCUUUGGCCAAGACCUACAACACCAACGCUCAGGUGCCCGACAGCGCGGGCACGGCCACCGCUUACCUCUGCGGCGUCAAAGCCAACGAGGGCACGGUGGGCGUCAGCGCCGGCGUCACCCGCGACCGCUGCAACACCACCCAGGGCCAGGAGGUCACCUCCAUCCUGCGCUGGGCCAAGGACGCAGGGAAGGCGGUGGGCAUCGUCACCACCACGCGCGUGACCCACGCGACGCCCAGCGCUGCCUAUGCCCACUCUGCCAACCGCGACUGGUACUCGGAUGGAGAGAUGCCCCCGGACGCGCUGGAGGGCGGCUGCAGGGACAUCGCCCGGCAGCUGGUGGAGAACAUCCCCGACAUUGAGGUGAUCUUGGGCGGGGGGAGGAAAUACAUGUACCCCAAAAACACCAGUGAUGUGGAGUAUCCCCACGAGGACAAACACCGGGGGACGCGCCUGGACCGCAGGGACCUCGUCCAGGCCUGGCACGACACCAAACCCCCCGGCAAGGUGGCCAAGUACGUGUGGCACCGGCGGGAGCUCCUGGCACUCAACCUCAGCCGUGUUGACUUCCUCCUGGGCCUCUUCGAGCCAGGGGACAUGGUGUACGAGCUGGACAGGAAUAACGAGACGGAUCCGUCCCUCACGGAGAUGGUGGCUGUGGCCAUCAGGAUGCUCCAGAAAAACCCCCGGGGCUUCUUCCUCCUGGUUGAAGGGGGCCGCAUCGACCACGGGCACCACGAGGGGAAGGCGAAGCAGGCGCUGCACGAGGCGGUGGAGCUGGACCGCGCCAUCGGCCUGGCCACCCGCCUGACCUCGGCCCAGGACACGCUCAGCGUGGUCACGGCCGACCACUCGCACGUCUUCACCUUCGGCGGCUACACCCCCCGCGGGAACCCCAUCUUCGGCUUGGCCCCGAUGCAGAGCGACGUGGACCGCAAACCCUUCACCUCCAUCCUCUACGGCAACGGCCCCGGCUACAAGAUCGUGGCGGGCGAGCGAGAAAACGUCUCCGCCGUGGACUUUGCACACGCCGACUACCAGGCACAAUCGGCCGUGCCGCUGCGCCAGGAGACCCACGGCGGCGAGGACGUGGCCGUGUUCGCCCAGGGCCCCAUGGCCCAUCUCCUCCACGGGGUCCACGAGCAAAACUACAUCCCCCACGCCAUGGCCUACGCCGCCUGCAUCGGCUCCAACCGCGCUCACUGCAACGCCGCCGGCCGCCCCGCCGCCGCCGCCAGCCUCCUCCUGCCCUUCCUCGCCCUCCUCCUCCUCCUCUGCUAAAGCUCCUCGUUGCAAACCACCCAGAGGGGAUUUAUUUUUAAUUUCCCUCCCCUCUUUCUUGUUUUUUGGGAGAUCUUUUUUUGUUGGGGGGUGGAUGGCAGCAGAGAAGAGGAGAAAAAAAGGACUCAGUGGAGCAAAAGCAGCCGCCGGCGGUUUGGUGCCGGGAGCUGCCUCUGUAAAUACACAGCUCCUUCCCCUGUAAUUAUCCUCGCCGGCCCCUCUCCCAAAGCCAGCCCUGGGAUUUGGGAUGAGAGCAGGAGCCUUUGUGGAUAAAUCAACCCCCUUCUGAACCCAACCACUGUGGGGCCGGCUCCCAAAAUGCCUCUUGGGUCCCAAAAUGCCUCCUGAGGCCUGACCCCACACGUGUGGGCACCCAGAGACCACACGGAGCUGAGGAAGACAAAGAUCGACUCACCGGGUUCAUUUGUCCUCAAAAAUGUGGGGUUGGCUGGUUUGGGGUGGGGUGGGUUUUUUUUUUGCCUCUGGGGUGAUUUAUUUUGCUUUAAAAUCCUUUGGUUUAAGGCAAUUUGCUACUUGGGGGAGCUGGAGAGAGAAAGGGAAGCGUGUGUGUGGAGGAUUUAAGGGGUGGCACUCACUGGGGUACACCCCCUUUAUUAGAGUGGGGUAAUUAGUGGGGGGAGGAGUAAUUAAGAGAAGAGUAAUGAGGGGAGGGAGUUUCUGCAGUUUGCAAGGUGUUGGAAGGGGGAGAAACUGAGGCCUGUGGUAGCACCAGAGGGGUCCUGAGUGUGUAAACGGGGCCCUGCACGUGUAAAGGGCCCCAGCAAGGAGCAGAUAAAGUCCUGCACACACAAAUGCCACGUCCCGUGUGCAAAUGCCACGUCCCACGUGCAAGCCCUCCCCUGCCUCAGCAAACAUCCCCCUGUGCCCCUGCAAAUUCUGGGCACACGCAGCCCCCAGCACCUCCAAAACCCCCAUUAACAACCCGACAUCCCUAAGCACCCCCAAACCUUCCCAGCACCCCUAAAAUACACCCCCAGCACCUAUAAAU
Molecule: messenger RNA, 2725 nt
Organism: Colius striatus (speckled mousebird)
Lineage: Eukaryota; Metazoa; Chordata; Aves; Coliiformes; Coliidae
Gene: ALPL
Product: alkaline phosphatase, biomineralization associated
Exons: 12
Coding region: 154-1716 (520 amino acids)
Biological process (GO): dephosphorylation
Cellular component (GO): plasma membrane
Molecular function (GO): alkaline phosphatase activity
Source: RefSeq, a predicted model, not a curated record